Messenger RNA from Asparagus officinalis (garden asparagus), 1581 nucleotides. RefSeq names its product spermine synthase-like. The record is from RefSeq and is a predicted model, not a curated record. Gene Ontology annotation, molecular function: spermidine synthase activity. Gene Ontology annotation, biological process: spermidine biosynthetic process. The transcript is spliced from 12 exons. The coding region runs from base 203 to 1291 and encodes 362 amino acids. NCBI's taxonomy places the organism in Eukaryota, Viridiplantae, Streptophyta, Magnoliopsida, Asparagales, Asparagaceae. Gene Ontology annotation, cellular component: cytosol.
ACCAACUUCCUUUCCUUUUCUCCCAAAAUUUCAAAAAAAAAUCCCCCAAAUAAAGAAAAAAAUUAAAUAAAUUCUCAAGAAAAAAACUAUAAAUAAAUCAGCAGAGAACAAAUUCUCUCUCAUCCGCCAUUAGAAUCCAAGCAAGCUGCUGACCUAGCAUCCAAUUUCGGACUGGAAGAAACUGAGGAUAGGAAUAGGAUCCAUGGAGGGAAGUGGCGCAGGAAAAGGUGGGGCGGAGGUGGCCGAAGUGAGUGGGGGUGGAGAAAUCCCCAACUGCUGCAAGAAAGCCAUGGCUUCGGUGCCCGAAUCAGAGGCCAAGUUGCAUGCCACGGUCGUCUCCGGCUGGCUUUCGGAGACUCCUUUGUCGACAGUUAAGUCACCCAAGACUUUGUACUACAACAAUCCGAUGUGGCCAGGGGAGGCUCAUUCAUUGAAAGUGGAAGAGAUUCUAUUUCAAGGGAAGUCAGACUACCAGGAGAUACUGGUUUUUGAGUCAUCAACUUAUGGAAAAGUGCUUGCACUUGACGGCAUUGUUCAGCUGACUGAAAAAGAUGAAUGUGCUUACCAAGAGAUGAUUACCCAUCUUCCUCUCUGUUCAAUUUCAUCCCCCAAAACUGUUCUGGUCAUAGGAGGUGGUGAUGGUGGAGUUCUUCGAGAAAUAUCUCGACACAAUUCUGUGGAGCAAAUAGAUAUAUGUGAAAUAGACAAGUUGGUCAUAGAUGUCUGUAAAAAAUUCUUCCCUGAGUUGUCCAUUGGAUUUGAGGAUCCUAGAGUUCAACUUCAUGUUGGUGAUGCGGUGGAGUUUCUUAGGAAUGCUCAGGAAGGGAUGUAUGAUGCAGUUAUAGUUGAUUCAUCUGACCCAAUAGGACCAGCUCAGGAGCUUGUCGAAAAGCCAUUUUUUGAAACAAUUGCAAGGGUGCUGCGGCCUGGUGGUGUGCUGUGUAAUCAAGCAGAAAGUAUGUGGCUUCAUACACACCUUAUUCAUGAUAUGCUCUCCACUUGUCGUGAAGUUUUUAAGGGCUCUGUGCACUAUGCCUGGACAAGUGUCCCUACAUAUCCCAGCGGCGUGAUUGGAUUUUUGUUGUGUUCUACGGACAGUCCACAUGUCGAUUUCUUGAACCCAGUAAACCCAAUUGAGAAGCAGAAGGAAACAGUGAAUUCUAGAAGGGAACUUAAAUUUUAUAAUUCAGAGAUGCAUAAGGCUGCAUUUGUGUUGCCGACAUUCUUAAAGCGAGAGCUCAACAUCCUUAGCAAGUUCCCAGUCAAGUUGGGUAAUUGCAGGGACAGCUGAAGCCAUCUGAGGAUACAGAGAAGAUGAACGGAGAGGCAGAAAGUUGAUACUUGUAGCCGCAUGACACGAGUCUUCAAUAUUAUUUUCAUAUCAACUUGAAAUCGUGAAGUGAGAAAGGACCUAGCUAAUACAUGUUCUGAUGAUUUGUAUUUUACAAGACUACAAUUUGUAGUAUCGUGCGAGAUUAUAGCUACCCUCCUUUGUGCUCAAUUGAAGUGAUUCCAUAACUUAUCAUAAACUUACUAUAAGCGGUACUGUCGUGCCCAUAGGAUAAGGUUUUUUUUUUCUUC